This is a messenger RNA of Diaporthe citri, 411 nucleotides long. RefSeq lists its product as uncharacterized. Bases 1 to 411 code for a protein of 136 amino acids. Lineage: Eukaryota; Fungi; Ascomycota; Sordariomycetes; Diaporthales; Diaporthaceae. The transcript has 2 exons. The record is from RefSeq and is a predicted model, not a curated record.
AUGUACUUCACCAAGAUCAUCCUUGCUCUCGUCCUCGCGGCUGGCGCCUCUGCAGCGGCAAUCACGCCCCGCCAGGACCAAGCUGCCUGUGAUCAGGGGCGCGCCGGGGUAGUCAACGGCCUGAAAGAAAUCAACACGUCUUCGGCACAGAUCCAGGACGCAACGGUGAAGCAGGCAGUGCAGGCCGGCUUGCAGCAAUCCGCUGGCGGUGUGCAGCAGAUCGGACAGGCCAUCAAAGCCGGCCAGGCGCCCCCUGCGGCUGGCCGUGAUCAGGUCCAGGCUGGCUUCGAGGCCAUGAACGCGGCUAUAAUUGGUGCUAAUGCGGCGGAUCCUGCCGUGGCUAGCACCCAGGCAUCUCUGAACGCUGCCAUCGCCGCUGGAGUUCAGGUUGUCCAAAACUGUGCGGCUUGA